Molecule: messenger RNA, 624 nt
Organism: Helobdella robusta
Lineage: Eukaryota; Metazoa; Annelida; Clitellata; Rhynchobdellida; Glossiphoniidae
Exons: 8
Coding region: 1-624 (207 amino acids)
Biological process (GO): negative regulation of phosphatase activity
Molecular function (GO): phosphatase binding
Source: RefSeq, a predicted model, not a curated record
AUGGACGUGUUUUUAGCUCGUCUGAUAAUUUAUUUUCAAUGGUUCAUGGAGAAGAAGGAGCUGAAGAACAAGGAUGCUGAUUUUCAUAUUGCAAAGAGUGCCAAAGAGAAAAAGAAGUAUUCACUGGCCUGUGAGGAGGUCCGUAUGAACAGGAAGCUACUGGCACAUGCCUACAUCAACAUUCUGCUGGGACUCGGUCAAUGCAAGACACAUCAUAUUCAAUGUGGAAAGUCAAAAAGUUCAGACUCUCACGAGGACAGGGUCUUGUAUGAAACGUUGUUCAAGUUUGCUGCAGUCUUUGUGUGGGUCGGUAUGGGAAGAAAGGAUUUUGACCUGAUCAGAUCUGAAAUCAACAGGCACGCUAUGAAAUGGCAGGGUACAUUAACAGUUGGAAUCAUCGGUGAAUCACUGCACAAGUACAAUCCUAUCAAUCUUUCACCUCUCGAUCUGGAAGACAAGUCUGUCAGCAAAUUCACAAGCAAGCCAGUUAAAUCAAACAUGGAGAAAUAUUUGGAGACCCGAAAGUUGCAGAUGGAUUUUGAGGACAACAUCAAACAACUGAAGAUACACAUCGAUGAUUUCUCAGAAGGUGUUAUUAUUAAGUCGUUAGAACUCAGUUUUUAG